Racocetra fulgida is the source of this 440-nucleotide messenger RNA. Lineage: Eukaryota; Fungi; Glomeromycota; Glomeromycetes; Diversisporales; Gigasporaceae. The record is from the annotation of a GenBank genome assembly.
GAAUUGCUUUAUCAGAUGGAAUUGUGCGAUCAAAAAGAUCAAUGUUAGCAUCUAUAAAUUCUACAGAAGUUGAUCAUUGGUAUAAAUUCUAUUUUUACCAACAAUUUAAUCAUGAUAUUUUCACAUAUGUUCGAUCAAAGUUAGAUAAUUAUAAAGCUACAGAAGAAAAACAAGGAUUUAAAGUGGUUAUUAAUACAUUUUCAAACAUAACUAAUGAUAUAAGUUCUUAUUUAAAUGACAUUAUAACAUGUCAAGUUGAUAAAAUCUCAACGUUCAAAUCUGAAGCUCAACUGCAAUCUCGUAUCAAAUAUUUUUGGCAAGAAUCAGAGGCUGAACUACUAAUAUUACAGUGCGAUCUGGCAACCAUAAAUGCUGGAUGUAUAAAACUUGCAAAAUUCCUUAUUGAAAAGCAUAAUAAUGAUUCCAUAUUGCAAGAAUAA